AUGAACCUGCUUGGUGGGAAGGAUGACGAGGAAAAUGCCGUUUUCGCGGACAAUGAUGGGUGUUCGCUUGUUUUGAUUAUGGGAGAUAAUAAGGAUAGGAAGGACACCCGAAAAAAGGAGUACCCCAGUGAAAAGGAGUACUCGUCGAAAAAUGCGUACAGCGGUAAAAAGGAGUACACCUCGAAAAAUGCGUACACCGGUAAAAAGGAGUACACAGAAGAAAAUGUGUACCCCGGUGAAAACGCGUACACCGGGUGCAAAGCCAACCAAGGGGAGGCCAAUAAAAACGACGAAAACGUGGUAGAGUGUGGAAAAUCCAGAAAAAACGAAGAGAGAGUGAUCACAGGAAUGAUAAAAAUCCUUGAGGAAAUGAAAGAGAGCGAUGAUACAUCUGAUGCUGUAAAUCCUGGGAUCAACCCAGAUGGUCAUCAGCAAAGUGCCGAGUACGCCACGCAAGUGCAAAAUGGAGAUGAAGUUAAGCGGAAUACGUACCCACGUAAAGACGACACCAAAUUGCAUGUAGGGUUGGAUUACUCCACUUUCUACCUUGACACCCCGUAUAAAAUUAUUAAGUGCAUGAAUAAAGGCAGCCAUUUUCUUUUCUGGGGUAGUGACACACUGUGUGGCCAAAGUGAUCAAGUCACAAAAGAAUUUAAAAUGAACGAAAUGAAAAAAAAUAACAGCGAAGAGUUAAGAAACAGUAGGUUCAUUUUUUUUGACAGGAAAAAGAAACUACUCGUGCUAAAGUACAACAUCAGGAGUAAUAGUUUUAAUUACAUAAGUGAAAGUGACCCUAUUUAUAUGUACUUUCAUCAAUUACAUGAAAAGAAAUUUUUAGAUGAUAAUAUUAUUAAAGAAAAGAAAAAUUCAAUUUUAAUUUACCCGUACACAUAUGUGAAAAUAUGGGAAAGCUUAACUUGCUACAUUAACGAGGAGGUAAUAAAUAAAAUUGAGCCAGUCAAUAAAACCUUUUGUUCCUCCUUUUUGGAAGCUAAGGAGGAGGAAGAAGAAAAAAAAAAAAAAAAAAAAAAAGUGGGUGCAGAUUUGCUUAGGGAGGAAGAGAUGAAUCUAUGCAAUCAGCCCUACAUGUUUUAUUCCGUCAUUCCGAGGUACCCCUCAAGUAAGACUUACCCAAACGAGGGGAGAGUCAGUGGCGGUAGUCGGCGUAAGAAGGAAGACAAUUUAGGGGUGAAUAGUACAGAGAUUGAAGGAGCAGGCGGUAUCAAUAUGGAGGAUCACAGCGUAGGAGGUGUCAAUGUAGAGGGUGGACAUUUGACAUGUUCGGAUGUAUCUGUCGGUGUUCAUGAGGUUGUGUCCGACGAGCCUCUCAAUUUCCAUCUGGACAGUGCGAAUGAGAGCUACUUCGAACGUAUCGAUGUAGACUCCAAACAUAAGAAGUAUGUGCCAUCCGACUUAACCAUCAUACAUCUGGAGAAGUAUUGGAUUUUGAAGGAGAUAAUUCAGCAAGAGUAUACAUACGUGUAUUAUGAGAAUGAAAAGAAGGAAGGUUUUCACAAGUUUGAAAAUAAGCUUUUCUACAUUUUGGGCGAAUUCCAGUUUGCCUAUAUUCUCUUCCAUUUAGGUUUUAACUAUCAAUCCUUCGUUCAGUGGCGGAAGCUUUUUGAGCUCCUUUCCAAUUCCCAGCACUUGGUGACAAAUUUUCCAGACUUCUUCGAAGAAGCCUUAAGAGUCAUUUCUAUCCACCUAAGCUACCUGAGUGAUGAUUUUUUUGACAACACUGAAAACAGUUUUAUUCUUUUUGGAGUUUACAACAUAUACGAAAUAGUUAGUGGCGUGGGGGAGGUGCAUGAGGGAAUAACGAAUGUGAUGAAUUCCAUAGAUUCUAUAAUUUACGCAAAGCUGGGGUUACAUUUGCCCGACUUGUCCUUUGUGUAUGAAGAAUACCAGCCUACAUACGUAGAUGACGAUUAG
Plasmodium knowlesi strain H is the source of this 1932-nucleotide messenger RNA. RefSeq names its product AAR2 protein, putative. Gene Ontology annotation, biological process: spliceosomal tri-snRNP complex assembly. The record is from RefSeq and is a predicted model, not a curated record. NCBI's taxonomy places the organism in Eukaryota, Apicomplexa, Aconoidasida, Haemosporida, Plasmodiidae. Bases 1 to 1932 code for a protein of 643 amino acids. The transcript has 2 exons.